GAAAUCCGAAAACCACAGAUAUUACGAAAACAACAAAAAAAAUCGCUGUGCUGGAGAGGGAGAGCAAAGCAACAGCAAUCUCUCUCCCCUCUCUUUCUCUUCCGGUCCUUCUUCUUCACCCAAAUUAAAUUAAAUAAUUAGGGUUUUGUUAAGUUCAUAAUCAAAUCAAAAAUAUAAUGAAUGUCAUGCGCCGUAUCAAAAGCAUUGCUUCCGGCCGCUCCUCCGUCUCAGAUCUCGGUGGAGAUUCUACUGUAAAGACAGUAAAAGCUGAGCAGGAAGGCGAUCAAGGGGACUCUGCUGAUUCUCAUACAACUGAGACAUUUACCAGUUCAGUAGAUCAACAUAUCGACUAUGCAGCCCCAGAAAGUUCGGCAAGCACAUCCAAUGUUUAUUCCAUUGCUAGACCUGAGCAACCAGACUAUGAUCAACUUCCUCAUAGGAUGCGUGGAAUGGAGAUCACAGACAAUAAAUCUGAAAAUCAUGAUGAUAGGGAUAUCGAAGCCACAGUAGUUAGUGGUCAUGGAACAGAUACAGGUCAGACAAUUGUGACUUUGAUGGGUGAUCCAAAUGGAGAACAGAAACAGACCAUGUCUUAUAUGGCGGAGCGUGUGGUUGGUACUGGUUCAUUUGGUGUUGUAUAUCAGGCCAAGUGCCUGGAAAAUGGUGAAGCUGUUGCUAUAAAGAAGGUGCUCCAGGAUAGGAGAUACAAGAACAGAGAACUUCAGAUUAUGCGCUUACUUCGGCACCCCAAUGUUGUGCAACUUCUCAGCUAUUUCUAUUCAACUACUCAAAUAGAUGAAGUGUAUCUAAAUCUUGUGCUCGAGUAUGUUUCAAAAACAGUGCACCGAAUUUCAACACACUAUAGUCGGCAAAACCAACGGGUGCCCAUUCUAUAUGUGCAACUGUAUGCAUACCAGAUUUGCCGUGCUCUUAACUAUAUGCAUAAUGUUGUUGGUGUAUGUCAUCGUGAUAUUAAACCACAAAACCUAUUGGUCGAUCCACACACGCAUCAGCUGAAGUUGUGUGAUUUUGGGAGUGCAAAGAAAUUGAUUCCGGGUGAACCAAAUAUAUCAUACAUCUGCUCACGGUAUUAUAGAGCGCCAGAAUUGAUCUUUGGGGCUACAGAAUAUACAACUGCAAUUGAUAUGUGGUCUGCUGGUUGUGUUUUAGCGGAGCUUCUAUUGGGUCGGCCGCUAUUUCCCGGGGAAAGUGGAGCUGAUCAGUUGGUGGAGAUUAUUAAAAUUUUAGGUACACCAACUAGAGAAGAAGUAAAAUGUAUGAACCCAAAUUACACUGAAUUCAGGUUGCCGCAGAUAAAAGCUCAUCCAUGGCAUAAGGUGUUUAACAAGCGAUUGCCUGCUGAUGCAGUUGAUCUUAUAUCAAGAAUGCUUCAGUAUUCACCGAAUUUGCGAUGUAAUCCUUUGGAGGCUUGUGCACACCCGUUCUUUGAUGAAUUAAGGAAAUCAGAGGCAUGCUUACCUAAUGGUCAUCCUUUGCCGCCUCUGUUUGAUUUCACACCUCAGGAGUUGACCGCUGCCUCUCCUGAACUAUGCGAACGUCUCAUUCCAGUCCAUGCAAAGAAAUGAAGUUGGUACUGAUAAUUUUAUAUCUGCAGCCGUGUAAAUAUCUGCAGGCGUAGAGGAGGUAUUACCGCUUAGCCUUCCAUGGAUAAUCUUGUUGAUGAAUUGGUUGCCUAUCUAUUGUGAUGAAGGGCCUGUAGGUUUUGAAGUGUGCAUUCUUUAUCUAGAGUUUUGACAAAAGAUGUAAUUUAUGUUGUAUAUCAAUUCUGUUUCGCUCUUAUAAUUUUCUUCAAUUUUUUUUUUGGCACAUCGAGAACUUGUCAUAAUUUUGUUUAAAAUUUUUUAAACUUUCAUGUGUAUUAAUAUAAUAGAUGUCUGAGAAAGGCGGAAGUUAUAUUUGUAUUUACUUUACUUUUA
This is a messenger RNA of Daucus carota subsp. sativus, 1937 nucleotides long. Its product is annotated as shaggy-related protein kinase eta. The record is from RefSeq and is a predicted model, not a curated record. Lineage: Eukaryota; Viridiplantae; Streptophyta; Magnoliopsida; Apiales; Apiaceae. Bases 177 to 1586 code for a protein of 469 amino acids. Gene Ontology annotation, cellular component: cytoplasm. Gene Ontology annotation, biological process: signal transduction; protein phosphorylation. Gene Ontology annotation, molecular function: protein serine/threonine kinase activity; ATP binding. The transcript is spliced from 13 exons.